CGAUCAACGGUCAGUCGUCCGGCACUACCGGUCAGCGAACACAACCGAUACACUACAUCGUUUUCCAGCGUUCGACGCAUCUGUCCGAUCAAACACGCAACAUGAAGGGUCUAAUGUACGCGGUAUGCGCGCUCGGCGUGUGCGCGUGCGCGUUCGCCACCGCUGAUGUCAAGAAGGAGGACAAGACCGAGGCGGACGCCAAGGUCAGCAAGGUCCAGAACAAGAGGAGUCUGUUCGAGCUGGGCUACGGCGGUUACUCGCACGCCCUGUCCGCCGGCCACGGUUACGGUUACGGUUACGGCGCAGAGGCUGCCGCCGGUUACGGUUACGGUUACCACGGUCACGGUCAGCUGCUGUCCAAGACCGUCGUCAAGGAGGUGGCGCACCCGUACCCGGUGCCCGUCGAGAAGCACGUGCCGUACCCGGUGAACGUGGCCGUGCCCGUGGACAGGCCGUACCCCGUGCCCGUAGCCCGACCGUACCCGGUGCACGUGGAGAAGCCGGUGCCGUACGCGGUCAAGGUGGCCGUGCCGCAGCCGUACCCGGUGUACAAGGAGGUGCCGUACCCGGUCAAGGUGCCCGUGGACAGGCCGUACCCGGUGCACGUUCCCAAACCGUACCCAGUGUACGUCGAGAAGCACGUCCCGUACCCGGUCGAGAAGCAAGUCCCGUACCCGGUCAGCGUGCCCGUUGACAGACCGUACCCGGUGCACGUACCCGUCGAGAAGCACGUCCCGUACCCGGUUGAAAAGCCGGUGCCGUACGCCGUCCACGUACCGGUCGACCGCCCGUACCCGGUGGCCGUCGAGAAGCACGUGCCGUACCCGGUCGACAAGCCGGUGCCGUACGCGGUCGAGAAGCCCGUCCCGUACCCGGUUAAGGUUCCGGUCAAGGUCGAGGUGCCGGUGCCGUACGAGGUGCACAGCCAUCACGACGAGUACGAUCACGGCCCCAGCUCGUACAGCAGCAGCAGCAGCGGCUCGUACGGUAACUCGUACGGCCCGUCGCACAGUACCUCGGUCUCCGGGGACGCGCUAAGUAUCACGGUGGCCGAACGGAGGGGAUCGAGAACCCGGUUCGCGCGGCGGCGCCGGUUCGCUACAAAACGGCGAGUCGUCGGACACCGGACACCAUUAACGUUCGGUCAGCUGCCCGCAGAUCACCACCGACAUAACACCACCGCCGCCACCACCAGAAGCACCAUGAAGUCGACACUGUUCGCCGUGUGCGCGUUCGCGUUAUGCGCGCACUGCCUGGCCGCCGAGCCCGCGGCCAAGAAGGCCGAGGACAAGAAGGCGCAGGGCAAGAGGAGCCUGUUCGACACCGGCUACGGUUACGGUUCCGGCGGCCUGUACGACUACGGUUACGGCUCCGGCGGCCUGCCGUCCGGCUACGGUUACGACGGCGGCUACGCGUACGGCGGCUCCGUCGGCCACCUGUCCGCGGCCGCGUACCACCACUACCAAGUGCCCACCAAGACCAUCACCAAGACCGUGGGCCUGCCGUACCCCGUCGAGGUGGCCAAACCGUACCCGUACCCCGUCAAGGUGGCCGUGCCCGUCGACAGGCCGUACGCCGUGGACGUGCCGCAGCCGUACCCCGUGCACGUAGCCAAACCGUACCCCGUGUCCGUGCCCGUGCCCCAUCCGUACCCCGUGGUCAAGGAGGUGCCGGUUCCGUACAAGGUGCACGUAGACCGCCCGUACCCGGUGCACGUGGAAAAACCGUACCCCGUGUACGUGGAGAAGCAAGUGCCGUACCCGGUGGAGAAGCAGGUGCCCGUGCCCGUCAAGGUUCCGGUCGACCGUCCGUACCCGGUGCACGUGCCCGUCGAGAAGAUCGUCCCGUACCCGGUCGAGAAGCCCGUCCACUACCCGGUCAAGGUGCCGGUCGACCGCCCGUACCCCGUGCCGGUCGAGAAGCAAGUGCUGUACCCGGUCGAGAGGCCGGUACCGUACCCCGUCGAAAAACACGUGCCGUACCCCGUCAAAGUGCCGUACAAGGUGCCCGUCGCCGUGCCGUACCCGGUCAAGGCGUACAAGCCCGACCACUACGAACACCACGACUACCAUCACGGAUCCGGCGGCUACUAAACACGACCACGACCGCCGCCGCCCUCAGCUAGUCACCAACCCCCGCGCGUCCAAAGUGCAUACCAGUAAAACGUUACGAUUCCGAUAAUCUUUUUCCACGCUCGGCGUGCAAAACGCAAACGCGAAUCACUCAAAAACUAUUUUACACGUAAAUCAGUAGUUCGUUUUAAACUAUGUUUAAUCAAAAAAAAAAAAAAAAAAAAAAACUGGAUGAUAAUAGCUUUCCG
Molecule: messenger RNA, 2320 nt
Organism: Sipha flava (yellow sugarcane aphid)
Lineage: Eukaryota; Metazoa; Arthropoda; Insecta; Hemiptera; Aphididae
Exons: 2
Coding region: 102-2093 (663 amino acids)
Source: RefSeq, a predicted model, not a curated record